Molecule: messenger RNA, 2359 nt
Organism: Arvicola amphibius (Eurasian water vole)
Lineage: Eukaryota; Metazoa; Chordata; Mammalia; Rodentia; Cricetidae
Gene: Ccdc43
Product: coiled-coil domain containing 43
Exons: 5
Coding region: 25-681 (218 amino acids)
Source: RefSeq, a predicted model, not a curated record
GUCCGGCAGGACCCUAUCCCCAGCAUGGCGGCGCCCAGCGAAGUGGCCCCGGCAGUCCUCGGUGAAGGCGAUGGCGGGGGGUUUGGGUCCUGGUUGGACGGACGGUUGGAGGCGCUGGGAGUGGACCGAGCCGUUUAUGGCGCUUACAUCCUUGGUGUCCUGCGGGAGGAGGAGGAGGAAGAGAAGCUGGACGCCCUGCAAGGUAUCCUCUCUGCUUUCCUGGAAGAAGAUUCCCUCCUUGAUAUAUGUAAGGAAAUUGUGGAACGAUGGUCACAAACGCAAAAUGUCAUCACCAAAGUGAAAAAAGAAGAUGAGGUUCAGGCCAUCGCCACCUUGAUUGAGAAGCAAGCACAGAUCGUGGUGAAGCCCAGGAUGGUUCAGAAGAGGAGAGGCAGAGGAAAGCCGCCUGCUGGCCCAGUUGCCGAUGUGACAGACGAAGAGGACGAAGCAGAUGAGAAAGAUGAUCCGACAGCAAACAUCGGUUCUGACAAACUUCUUUUCCGAAACACCAAUGUGGAAGAUGUUCUCAAUGCUCGGAAAUUGGAACGAGACUCGCUUCGGGACGAGUCCCAAAGGAAGAAGGAACAGGACAGGCUGCAGCGGGAGAAGGACAAACUAGCCAAGCAGGAGCGCAAGGAGAAGGAAAAGAAAAGGACACAGAGAGGGGAACGCAAGCGAUAACCUCAGCCCACUCCGUUCCUUCCACCCAGGAAUUGUGCGUCUGUCUAUUUAAGAGACUGAGACUAAUGCAUUUCCCAGCAUUUCCUAAGGCUUCCCCCGUGUUUACAUGUUUAAAAGGAAAACCACAAUCACUUGUAAUUACAAAAUGUGCCAUGUUUUGGUAGUGUGGGCAAUCAAUUAUAGUAUCCUUACCAAAGAUCUGGAAUUAGGGUAACCUUUCUAUUUUAGUACUGAAACCCUGUGCUCUUCUGGCUUGUUUUUAAAAAAAAGGUCUUCCCUCACUUUGUAUAAUUAGCCAGAUUCAGAAAGUGAACAUCCUGAAGGAAACAUGACCAUUCCUUCUGAGAUUUAAAAAAAAAAUGCUCCUGAGGCAAUAUUUGUCUCAAAACGUAGUGGGUUUUUUAUUUGAAAUUUAAAAUGUAGUGGGUUUUUUAUUUGAAUUUUAAAUUUGAAUUUUAAAUUCCAUAGUCUAGACUGACCUUGAGCUUGAGUUUCUCGGCUUUAAGAUUUGGGCAUAAAUGGCUGCACCUGGCUUGUAGUAGCAGUAGUUUAUGGCUGAAGUAACUAACGAAGAGCCCUAGAUCCAGACUGUGUAUGACAUCAAAUAGGAAAGUGGAAGGUGGGUAUUUGGGGUGUGAUAGAUCUAAGAACUUUUUAUUUAUUUUUUGAUGUGUCAACUUGGGCUCAAGCUCUAGCUGUGUUGAGUGCCUACUUUGCAUAUAAGGCCCUGGGAUUGAUCCCCAAUACUGAAGAAAACCUUAACCUAUGGGAGAAUCAAAUAUCUUUUAAAAUAGAGAGCUACAUACUUUUCAUAUAGUCUGUGGCUUUAAGAAGGAUGUGUCAGUUUGGGGUAUAAGUUUAUCAUUGUUAGCUAGAUAAAUCAUGAGUUCCCUUGAAUCCCUUCUUGAUUUUAAUCUUGAUUUAUUUUGCAGGCAUGUCCAGCCUUUUGACGUGGCAUGACUUUUUUUAAAACUUGCAAAAAAAAAUCAUGUUUUUAAAGUAAGUUUAUGAUUUUGUAUUAGGCUGAAUUUACAGCUAUCCUCAGCCACAGGUUGUACACACCUGCAACAUGGGUAUUAAGACCUAAUAAUUCCUGGUUUAGAGAAACUGAAGGAAUUACUCUAGAGAGAAACACUGGAAAUUUUGCUAACAAGAUACUUAAGUAUAUAUAGUUGGUGGUUAACAAACUUAUGAGUGGAAAAACUGGGAGAGUCGAGGGUGAGCAGAAACUCUCCAAUUCUACUUCUGCCACAGCUGCAUCCAACUGUAAACAAGGUCCUUCUUUACUUGACUUUAGGCAACAGCUAUCUAAACCCUCAGAACAAUUUCUCUGAUGUGAUACAGUAGAUAUUUUAUACCAGGGGUUAGAAGACUACCACUCCCAGGCCAAGUUUGGUCCAGUCCUUUUUUGUAUGGGGCAAACUAAAAUGUUUUUUUACAUUUUUAAAGGGUUAAUAAAGACAUUCAUGAUUUGAGACCAUAUGUGGCCUAUAAAACCUAGUAGUUACUAGCAUUUGGAGAAAGUCUUCUGACUUGUUUUUGUAUCAUUAACUACCUUUGUGCAGAAGAAAAAAAAAAAACAUGGUUAAGAAGAUAAAGCUGCCUCUUUAUCCUACAACCAUGACACUGCAAAAAUAACCACCUUUUCCUUUUUUUAAAUAAACUUAUUUAAGUCAGA